Molecule: messenger RNA, 2217 nt
Organism: Paramormyrops kingsleyae
Lineage: Eukaryota; Metazoa; Chordata; Actinopteri; Osteoglossiformes; Mormyridae
Source: RefSeq, a predicted model, not a curated record
UUUAUAAGGAAGCAACAUCACAUUUUGAGCCCGUUUUUCAACAGAUGGGUUAAUUUAUUUUGUUCAUAAAUAUUGGUUGCUUUGGUGUCCUUUUGUUGUUUUUUCUAAUUAUUGUAUAUUUUGUUUUACAUCUGUAUAUGUCUGGUGUGACAAUCUUAUAACAUAGUUCACCAUUGAAAUACGUGGGAUCGACUUUCCUGUUAUUGACAGCCUGGGAUAUUCCUAGGCGGAGGCUGGGGAGGAGCCAAAUACGGAGUACUAAGGAAAUUCGUUAGUUAUAAUUCUGGAAUAAUGGAGGGUUUUGGGAAACGCACGUAGACCUCGCUCGUUCUUUGCUUACGUCGUUAUUCGCCAAGAUCGAACGCUUUCGGGAAAACACCCCUGGUAGGCUGAAACAAAAUCUUGGUCUGGAUUUAUAGCUUUUGGACCUGAAAUGCCCAUCACUGCUGGCUGAAUGCUAAAUUUCUGAAAACAUUCAAUUUUAAGUCGUGCACAAUCAGACAGAAAGAUAAAAGAGGAAGUUGGCUUCACAGAAACGGGCGGAUUACCUUUUGUUUCACCAUGUUUUUCACAUGCACGCCUAUGUGGGGUCCGUCACUGGUACUCGAUCAGCUCAGCAGCCCUGAAUUUGGACGAAGCAGAGGUCAGGAAAUUUGCAGGAUGUGGAAAAUAGUGUUCGUUGCCCUCGCCAUUGUGUCUGACAUCCAAGGAACCCAAGAAUCGUGCAUGACCGUAGCGACGGGGGCAACAGUGACGCUCCCACUGAAUUACCCAGACUUUACGAUGGAUCAUGAACUGAUAUGGAAGCACAACUUUACCACCAUCUUGAAGAGGAAGAAGCAAAACGUCAUCUUGGGCCAGGAAAGCAGUAUGAUGUCAGAUGGCUCAUUGAGGCUCAUUGACCUACAGUUACGCGACACGGGGAGCUACCAGGUGGAAGUCUAUAACUCAAAUGGACUACAUGUCAAGCAAUCAUCUGUGACCCUGUGUGUCUUGGAGAAGGUGUCAGAGCCUACAGUGAACUACACCUGUAGGAUACAAUUGGUUCUUACCUGCCACUUGGAGAAGAAGCCAGGCAAUGUGACCUUUGAGUGGACUCGCAAUAACAUCACGGUGGAGAGGGAAAAUGAGGAAACACUCAGAGUGGACGGGAAGUCGGCAUCCGGUACAUUCUCCUGCAGAGCAAGGAAUGAGGUUAGCGAGGAGAGGAGCCCCAGUGUUACUGUGACGUGUGGUGACCUGGGUCCUACUAUCUCCACCUUGAAUCGACAGUCGAUUCCGUCUGGUUACGACCUUCCUACCCCUUGGCUAAAACCACUCCUCUUAUCUGUCUUCUGCUGUCUCUUAAUGACAUAUUUCUAAAUUCGAUUUAAAAAAAAAAAAUAAUGAAACGCCAGGGCUACAGUAUAUUGGUGGUCAUGAUUUAGAGUAUUUUUGUUUUUCCUGUUAACUCCAGCACUGUCAGACCUGUGUUUGUAUCUGUAGGGGCUUCUGUCAGGUGAGCAAGCCAUUCAUUUAACUUAACCUUAUUUACAGGAAUAUAAAAUUAGCUUCUGCUUUUUUUCUCGUGUGCUCUUGUCUGUAGGCGUUACCACAGCCUGUUUCUUUCUUUACGCUAAUGCCAAAAACGUUCUGCUUUAAUUUCAUUCCCACGUUUCUAUUCAAUCUCCACUAAUAUACUUAAAUAAAAUCCAAUGGUCCCAUUUCCCACUUACAACAUUCUGUUCACCCUCCUGCAUGGAAUCUUCUAGCAUUAGCACAGAUCAGAAACAAGGGGUUUUAAUUGAUUUAUGAUCAGCAAAGAUAUUUCUGUGACUAAUGUAAACUCACCUUGUGUAGGGCAAGUGCAGCAUCACGUAUAGGACAUCUGGAUUCAUACUGAAAGCCCGUAUAUUUGGAUAUACUGUGUAACUCAUUCUUAUAUAGGAGUGUUGAUCCCUUCCCCACACGCACACACACACAGACACACGCACACGCAUGUGCGCACACACACAGACACACGCAGAAUGCCCUGUGGUUGACAGAUGAGGCUGUCCCUAUUGUAGUUUUUUUUUCCUUUUCACAUGUCUUGCAAGCAUAUAAAAUUUUGGGCAGCAUUAAGUUGAAGGGGUCCUCCUGUCAUCUGAAGUUUUCACUAAGCCAGUGCAAUAGCAGAAUGCUCAUGCAGUACAAAUGACUUUUCUUACUGUGGUAAUAAAAAUUCUUAUUGGUACUUCA